Molecule: messenger RNA, 4246 nt
Organism: Orbicella faveolata
Lineage: Eukaryota; Metazoa; Cnidaria; Anthozoa; Scleractinia; Merulinidae
Source: RefSeq, a predicted model, not a curated record
CAGUUGGUUGGCUAUAUCAACUUUUUAGGGGUGCGUUUUCAGCGUUGGAAAAACCAAUUUCUGUGCAUAAACUAUUUUUCGGUUACGUGGCAGCUCCGAUCUAGGUUUCUAGAGUAUUUACCCACGAAAACAGGGGAGUGUUAUGGUAAUUUCCUUGUCCAUCAACCGGAAGUUUCACGGUUGAUUGAACAUUUUAUGACAUCCAGCACACAAUGCUAGGUAUUUUCAUCCAGGCCACUUGGAACAGAUAAAGAUUCAUCGUAACCAGCGGAGGAAUCUUCAAUAUUGCUAAAGUUGCGUGUCUGAGGAUCCAAGUUACCAACGAACACAAGAAUUAUAUUUCAUCCUUACGAUAUAUUCAAGCUUUUGGAUUCCCGUUUUUUCUGAUAAAUAAUUGAAUACAACAUUUCCUCAACGUUAUCGCACUGGAAAACAUUAUGAGUUUGGAAAUGAGCGAUCUGUUCGCUAACCAAGUGUUGAACAUCAACGGGCAACCGGUCAAUUUGGACUGCUUAGACAUCAAAGAUAUUCUGGACGAGUCUAAUCAAGGUUUCCUCGACCCAGCGUUUCUUACAAUGUCCACAGAACAAGUGUUUCCACCUUUGGACUGGUCCUGUUAUACAGAGGACACCAAAGCGAAUGUCACUGUUUUAGAUUUGAAAGAUGUCUACGAGAAAGGACAGAUGCGACGAAAUGCUAGCUCAGAACAGAGAUUGCUGAAUGCCGAAGUACACCUUAAGGCAACGGCACAAAAACCUAUUCAGGUAAAUGAUUUACAACAUUUCCUCAACGUUAUCGCACUGGAAAACAUUAUGAGUUUGGAAAUGAGCGAUCUGUUCGCUAACCAAGUGUUGAACAUCAACGGGCAACCGGUCAAUUUGGACUGCUUAGACAUCAAAGAUAUUCUGGACGAGUCUAAUCAAGGUUUCCUCGACCCAGCGUUUCUUACAAUGUCCACAGAACAAGUGUUUCCACCUUUGGACUGGUCCUGUUAUACAGAGGACACCAAAGCGAAUGUCACUGUUUUAGAUUUGAAAGAUGUCUACGAGAAAGGACAGAUGCGACGAAAUGCUAGCUCAGAACAGAGAUUGCUGAAUGCCGAAGUACACCUUAAGGCAACGGCACAAAAACCUAUUCAGGGCGUGUGUGCGUUUGUGGAAAGAUGUCCAGAGGCCGCAAGGAUUCUACAAGACUUGAACGGCCGCGUUGAACUGGAACCAGUGGUAUACAGCAGAAAAGAGCCAUUCGCCGCCAACUUUUCCGUUAACCUCGACUCCGUGUAUUCAUCCCAGAAGGGUAUUAAGGUUUACGAACUUUCACGCGUCAAAGGCGAGGAGAGAAAUAUUUUCCGUUUGGUUGUCGUGCUCCAUUUUGUGGAUGGAACGACGAAAGAGUUUACCAGCAAACAUUUCCAAGUACAAAGCAAAAAAUCCCCAAAGCAAGGACAAGAGGACGAUUCUGGAAGUGUUGAUAAUGGUUACUGUGGAACGCCAAGUCCAGAGAAUAAAAGAAAGAAGCGCAAAAUUUCAGGAUUAGAUUCCAGUCCAGGUGGAAGUUUGAGCAGUGGCAUGAACAGUGACACUGUUAGCGCCUCCGAGAUAAUUACAGAUCGCCUCGAAGCUAAAUCUGCCGUCAUCGAGGAACUGCGGGUGACCAAGCCUAUCGUCACACAAAGAGGAGACAUUGCUUAUCACUUCAAACUGGACACCGCUGACCAUGAUCAUCCCCUUGAAGAAGGUGACAUCGUCGGUGUCUUUGAAGGUCCUGAUGGCGAGAGCUACAUCGAGAAGCUGACACAUUUCAAUGCCUCAAAAGCCACGAUGGCGGGAGUUAUCAGCAGAUCAGCGUAUCUUGAGGCCAAGACCCCUGCAGAGGGCGAAAAUAAAGCUCUGUACGACCUCGUGUGUGUAAUAGGCAUGGUGGGUGUUAAAGUUCUCGGCCCAGUAAAAAACGGUGAGCGAAUCUUCGCCUCUUUGGAACAUCCGGGAGCUGCGAUACCCCAGAGUCGUGUGAGUGACGCUGUGUCCAGUGACGCCGUCCUGCUCGGUCAAACUCUUGAAAGCCUGGACGCUAAGACUGACGAAGUGAGCGUAGUGCAGUCUUUUGUCUCAAUCUUGUUGAGCAUUUCGUCUGGUCACGUGACGGACGCUGUCAGUGAUUUGCGGAAAAACGUGAGGGAGGAUGUGAAAACCGAAGUGAAUCAGAUCAAAAAGAAAUGUUUGAGAGGUUUUCGCCGCUGGUUGUUUGCGGGCUUCAUCUUAGCGGUAUUAGUAGCAGUGUUGCUGUAUCAGUUAUUCGCCCCAGGCACCGCAUUUCGUUACUACAGAUGUCGCCAGGGAUCCAUUGAUGAUAGUGAUUUGUGGUUCACAUUCACCACUAAUGAUUUACAGAUUCCUCGUGUACAUGGUAUCGAGUUUACUUGGGACAAGCUGAAGAAAAAAAUGGAUUUGAAUUUUGGCAGAAUAAACUACACAGACGCGCACUAUUAUUUAAACCUGGACCGUUGUGCUUAUGGCGGGAUUAGACUCGUGGGUUCACCGUUGGACAACAAAGAGAUGGUGCGAGGUGCAGAAAUAGUGGCUGUCGAUCAAAACUGCACAACUGUUUAUUAUCACGCAGAAGAAUGGUCUCCGUAUGAAACCGGCAGGGACUUAGUGUGUACAGCCCAUCCCUGACACAGGAUACAUUAAUACUAGGAUUUUUGGAGGUCUUUGAGUUUGCAUUGUCGCGAGACGUGACUGUUUCGCUUUGAGGUUCAACUUAAACGACGGCAUUCAAAGUGGAAUGUUGUAGAAUCCAGCUUUAAUUCCACGAGAAAUGAGGCCCAAUUGCUGCAAACAAGAAGCUUUGUUGGUUAAACGGUUAGCGUUUAGACACAUUGAAAGAACAGAGAAACUUUUGUCAAGGAAGGAAACAAAGAACAUGUUUUCAAUGAUGGUACAGCAUUAUUUAAUAACAUUGUUGUUUAUGACAUUUUACGUUACGCAUUGCGAUGGCUGGACCAAGCAUACUUGUUAGGUAAUUUUGUAUUUAUAUCAGUUGAGUUUGUGUCAUUAUCUAUGUUUGCUCAUUCGUUUAGUCUUUGGAUUUCGCUUCAUGCUUUAUUGUCAUCCCCAGACCUGCCUGUCUGUCUUAGCCUGCGGGGCCUUGGCCCGAGGAAAGGGUGGCUCACGUGACUUUCCUACUAUCAAUGUUCCGCUGGCUUAGAGAGAGAGCUGGCCCUGGGAAUGCGAAUGACGUAUGCCUAUGUUUACCCUUCUUAAAUCCGUUUUCGGUGAUUGGAAUAUUUUCAGCAUUUUUUUAAUAAAAUAAUUAUCCCUUAGCAUUUCCAGGGUAGGUGAUAUUUGUAUCUCUUAACAUCCAACAGUGAUUCAUUGCAUUUUUUUUUUUACCUUUUUACCACAAGUUAUGAGAGUAAGCGAUCUGAUAACCUCAGGAAAGAUAUCUUGACUUCAAAUGGUGAAAUUUUCAAAAAGAGUUAUGCGAAUUUUAACUCCGACCUGAGGACUUAAGGGUUGAAUUUUUUUUAAUUGAUUAUUGUUAUCAAAUAACUUUCUAAGUUUGAAGAAUAUUCAUUGCUAUCUAUUCAACACUAUACUUUAAAUGCGCAAUUGGCAGUUCAGUCCAGAUAUAUACACUGUAUAAAGAGGAAAAAUGUAUAUAAUACUUAACAACUCGCAUAGAACAUACAGUCCAAGGAAUACAAGUGUAAGAACUCCAUUAACUGCUUGUUACUGUCCAAUCAGAUCACAGCACCGUGAUUACUCUCGUAAGAUCUAAUUUUACCAUUAUUAACAUGAUGCAUGUCACGUUGCUGAGCUCCUCUGCUGACCAGAAGGAAUCAAUGACAGUUGGCUCAGUCGAACUUCGCGAGUUGAUCUCGAUUCAAAUCGUUUAAACUUUUCUUUGACUACGAAAGGAAAGAGAGUUGAAAAAGUAAAGAAGAAAUAAAAAGAAGGCUGGUCCUUUAUAUCAUAUGUAUAUUUUCAUGGAAAGUACCAUUUAGUAGGGACAGAAACAUAUCACCUCGAUCUAAGUGAUAUGCUUCUGGUAUGGAAUAAGUCGUGAAAUAGAUAAAAGUGCAUGAUAAGUUCUUUUUAGAUCGUGUUAAAAAGCUUAAAGAUUUAUUUGACCAAAUUAGUUUUGCCUGAACUGUAAUUUAUUGAUGUAUAAUGCCAUUUAUUAAAUACAUACUUGCUGGUUGAGCAUGUCCGAAAAAAUAAAGUGACAUAUUUUUCAACAAACA